This is a messenger RNA of Eucalyptus grandis, 2124 nucleotides long. RefSeq names its product glucan endo-1,3-beta-glucosidase 3. Gene Ontology annotation, cellular component: plasma membrane. Lineage: Eukaryota; Viridiplantae; Streptophyta; Magnoliopsida; Myrtales; Myrtaceae. The transcript is spliced from 4 exons. Gene Ontology annotation, biological process: carbohydrate metabolic process. The record is from RefSeq and is a predicted model, not a curated record. The coding region runs from base 356 to 1855 and encodes 499 amino acids. Gene Ontology annotation, molecular function: hydrolase activity, hydrolyzing O-glycosyl compounds.
CUUUCCUUCCUAAACCUCCCCUCUCUCUCUCUCUCUCUCGCUCGCUCGCACUUUCCCAUUUCACUUCUGGUCUGCACCGCAGCUCGCUUCCCUCUCGCCCCGGCUCUUCCUUUCUUGUUCUUUCUCGCGCGAACCCUCAAAAGGAACCUCCUUUUUCUCUCUCUCUGGGCGCACUUUUCUCUGUUUGUGCGGUGAAGCGUUCCCCUUUUUCUCCUUUCCCUUUCUGGGUUCUUUAUCUGUUCCGGGUGUGGCCUGGAUUUCUCCUCCAAGACUGCUUUUUGCUUGUUGGGGGGUCGUGGGUGGGUUCUUUAUGGUUUCGGUGGAUUGAGGCGCUCGCUCUGGUCUUGGGGAAUCCAUGGCUCUGCUGCUUCUCUUCUUGCUUCUGUUUCCGGUCUCCCUUGCUUCCGCGGAUGAAGGUCCCUUCAUUGGUGUGAACAUAGGCACUGACCUCUCCAACAUGCCGAGCCCAACUCAGGUGGUGGCGCUUCUAAAAGCUCAGAACAUACGACAUGUUAGGCUUUAUGACACUGAUCACGCCAUGCUCCUUGCACUUGCUAACUCUGGCAUCCGCGUCACUGUUUCUGUUCCUAAUGACCAGCUACUUGGCAUCGGGCAGUCCAAUGCCACCGCUGCCUAUUGGGUAGCUCGCAAUAUUGUAGCCCAUGUCCCUGCCACCAACAUCACGGUCAUUGCUGUGGGAUCCGAAGUCCUAACGACCCUUCAGAAUGCCGCCCCUGUCCUUGUGUCAGCCAUGAAGUUCAUCCACUCAGCGCUUGUCGCUUCGAAUCUUGACAGUCGUAUCAAAGUCUCAACCCCCCACUCUUCCUCCAUCAUUAUUGACUCCUUCCCACCUUCUCAAGCCUUCUUUAACCGCACUUGGGAUCCGGUCAUGGUCCCAUUGCUUAAGUUUCUUCAGUCUACUGGGUCGUACCUCAUGCUCAAUGUCUAUCCAUACUACGACUACAUGCAGUCUAAUGGCGCAAUUCCACUGGACUAUGCCCUCUUCCGUCCUCUUCCUCCGAACAAGGAAGCUGUCGAUUCUAACACGCUCCUUCACUACAACAAUGUAUUUGAUGCCGUCGUUGAUGCGGCUUAUUUUGCCAUGUCAUAUCUAAACUUCACCAACGUCCCCAUUGUGGUGACUGAGUCUGGUUGGCCCUCCAAGGGAGACUCCUCCGAAGCGGAUGCAACUCUUGAAAAUGCAAACACUUACAACAGUAACUUGAUCAAGCACGUGCUUAACAAUACAGGAACGCCAAAGCACCCGGGCGUGGCAGUCAGUACAUACAUUUAUGAGCUCUACAAUGAGGAUCAGAGACCAGGCUCUGUAUCUGAGAAAAAUUGGGGCCUGUUUGAUGCCAAUGGAGUGCCGAUCUAUAUCUUGCACUUGACGGGUGCGGGAACGGUGUUAGCAAAUGACACAACCAAUCAGACGUUCUGUGUUGGAAAGGAUGGUGCGGACAAGAAGAUGCUCCAAGCGGCAUUGGAUUGGGCUUGUGGACCUGGGAAAGUAGACUGCUCACUGUUGUUGCAGGGGCAAGCUUGCUAUGAACCAGACAACGUUGUUGCACAUGCAACUUAUGCUUUCAAUGCGUAUUACCAAAAGAUGGGGAAAGCUCUAGGCACCUGUGAUUUUAAAGGGGUCGCUACAGUCACCACAACCAAUCCAAGUCAUGGUUCAUGUAUAUUUCCAGGAAGCGGUGGAAGAAAUGGGACUUCCGUUAAUGGUACUAUUCUGGCUCCAUCGUCUAAUUCAACGACUUCUGGCUGUCCUCCCCAGUAUUUCUUUGAUGUUGGUUCGAUCACAAGCUCGUUGAUCAUCACCAUUUUGCACCUGGCGUUGGUUCUCUUGUAAAGUUAUGGACUCGAUAUUUGUGUCAUAUUGAUUGAUGCCUUUUUAGAUCUCUCUUUGAAACAUUUAAUUACAAUUCUUCGAUGACAACUUGUGGUCUACCCAAUUUUGUGGUUCGUGAAGUGGCAACACGGGUGGGCAAAUCCAGGCAUUUGAGCGGCGACUAGCUAGGUGACUCUUCAAUUUUAUUCUGUAAAAGCCAACAAAAGGAGUUGUUGGUGUAACUAUCUUCUUCCUAAAUUCGAUUUUGAAUUGAUUCUUUGAGAUGGACA